This is a messenger RNA of Drosophila ananassae, 7122 nucleotides long. It is a transcript of the gene Nup153, whose product is annotated as nuclear pore complex protein Nup153. The transcript is spliced from 9 exons. NCBI's taxonomy places the organism in Eukaryota, Metazoa, Arthropoda, Insecta, Diptera, Drosophilidae. Gene Ontology annotation, biological process: protein import into nucleus; RNA export from nucleus. Bases 471 to 6158 code for a protein of 1895 amino acids. The record is from RefSeq and is a predicted model, not a curated record. Gene Ontology annotation, cellular component: nuclear pore. Gene Ontology annotation, molecular function: structural constituent of nuclear pore.
AUCUCGUGAAAUUCGCACGCGCCGUCCGGCAACACUGUCAGCCAUCCAUUUUAGCGUGGUUUGUCCUUUAUUCAAUUCCCUAAAAGUGAAAAAUAUUAUACUUUGCGGAAUAGUUUUGAACAAAGUGCCAACGAUAAGUUCACCGCGUUGAAAGUGACGCAACAUACGUGUGAAAGGUAUGCACGGAAGCCAGGUGUCGGAAAAAGGCAGAAAAAAAGCGUGUGCAUGCGUGUGAUUGUGCGAGUGUGUGUGCGCAAGUUGAAAAAAUGGAAAUGGCAAGAAAUGUCGGGUGAAAUCCGCGCAAAAUCGCCAAAUACAUUGUUUCAAAAAAGCGAACUUAGCCUUAUCAUUUUCAGUAACACGCUCGCUGAAACAGUUUGAGCUAAAUAUUAUUUUGUUGCUGCAACAGUGUGUGCGCGGCGCAUCUUUUUGUGGCGGCAGAAAAUCAGAACCAGAACUAGGUUGGCACAAUGUCGGAAUUCGAGGAUGGACAGCAGCCGCAACGCGGCUUGUCCUCGGAGAGCGGUGCGGGGCCGGCGGGGGAUCAGCAGCAUCCGUUGGCGCCCAUUAAGGAACUGCCCGACGAAGAGGAUGACUCCUCGGCGGGAGGCCGCAACAACAAUUCGAUCAUGGGCAAAAUGAAGAAGCGCGUGUCCAGCAUUCUACCCUCGUCGCUAAGCGGAUGGUUCUCUCCCUCUUCGAAGACGAGCGCAGAUCCAGUUUUCCUCACAAAUCAGCAGCCGAACGGCUGCACCGCCCAGAAACGGAAACGGGGUCGCUGCCGCAUCGAAUUGGCGGCCGACGGCGGCGCUGAGGACUCGCCAGCGGGCUUCGAUGUGGGCGACGCCAAGGGCCUGAACUACGAGGAAGUGGCUCUGGCGGACAACAUUGCCGAGCACGACCUGGCGGCGGAGGAUGAGCAAACCCGUCGCAGUGAGUACAGCGAAAGUGUCUUCCAGCUGCGCAAGCGACUGGACGCCAGAGGCGCCUACGAGAACGCCGAUGGGUCCGAGGAGGACGUCGACGACGAGGACGUGGAAGAGGAGGAGGAGGGCGACGAGGAGGACGAUGAGGACGAGCACGAGAACAUGCAGCAAAACUCAGCCAUGCAAGCGCACAAACGUCGUCGGGUGGAAAUGCUGGAGACCACCGUCACUUUGCCAAACAUGCGAAGACUUCCCCUAGGGUCCUCCACGCCAGCUGCCCCAGUCCCCGCCCUUGCCGCCACCGAAUCGCAGCUGCUGAAGUCGCGAAACAGCAGUCAGCAGCGCCAGCAGGCACCGCACCGGCGCACCCGCCUCAAUCAGUUCGGAAGCCAGCGGCAGCGGGAGCCCGCCUACAACUUCCUGAGCGCCAACGAGGAAGUACCGCACAGCAUCCGCCGCUCCCUGAACAUACCGUGCGGCACAAGCAGCGGCAGCGGCAGCUCGAGCCACAACAACAGCCUCUCCUCCUCCCUGUUCACGAAGAUCAAGGGCCGCCUGGCGCUGAAUCACCAGGGCAACUACGCCCCCACCGAGCGCAACUACGAGGAGGCUCUGCUGGGCAUAGGCAUGGGCGACUCGGAGGAUCAGUUGCUGGGGAUGAGCAAGUCCAACAAUAACAACACCAAUAACAUAAACAACAAUGUCAUCAAGGCCAACAGGCGUGUGGGCCACAUCGGGGACUCGCACUCCGAGAGCGAGCUGAACGAGUACGAGGAGAACUGCGACGGAGACGGCCUGCGCAGCAGCAACAGCAACUUGGAGUUCUACGGCAACCUGCAGAGCUCCAAGUCAAUAUUCAAUAGGCUGAACACAACCACUGGCAGCCAGCAGCCGGCCCGCCACAACUCCAGCUGGUCGCUGGUCUCUCUCAACCGGCGCCGACGCUUCAACGCCUCCAUCUACGGCAGCACCUCGGCCCUCAGCGACAGCCGGCUGUUGAGCCGCAGUGCCUCCGCCGCCGCCGCCUCGCCAACUGCCUCCUCGUCAAGCUCGCCCUUCUACCAGGGCCGCACCACCUUCGGCGGCAACUCGGCCAACAACCGGGGCUUCAGCCAAAACAAUCUGAGCUCCUCGGCCGCCUCCUCCACGCUGGCCAUCAACUCCGGCGGCAGCUCCCCGGCACAUGGCUCUUCGGGCGCCACUGGUCCCGGAGGCAUCGGCUACGGCAUGAAGCCAGUGGACAUGAAGCCAAGCAACAAUGACGGCAGCCAAUCAGCCGGAUUGACGGCAUCUGCUCCCUCGACCCACACUAACGCCAGUUCGCAGAGUGGCAGCAGACGGGGCUCCAACCUGUCGAGCACCACACAGCGCAUACUCAGCCUGCUGGACAGCUACUCCACGCCGCUGAUAGACGCAAAGCGCAUGGGCAGCACCCUCAGGGAGCACCAGAGCCGCCAGCGCCGGCAUCCAUACUCGAUGGGUGCAGCCGGCCACGACAGCUUCUCCGGCACUAGGCCCGCGGCAAAGAAUCCGGCUGCCGAGCUGGAGGAGAUGCGGUCGAACAAUCUGCUGGUGCCCACGAUGCAGCAGCUGCUCGAGCGGCGACGCCUCCACAGGGUGACACAGACCUCCAGGGAUCUGGUGAGGGCAGAACGGAACACCCACAUCAGCAGCAGUCAGACAAAAGUCCCACCGGUGGCCGCGGGAGACCAGGCGCACAGUCAGCACACCAACAAGAUGCGCUCAAAGCUCUCCCACCAGUCGCGCAAGCAGCCCACAGACGACUUGGAGGAGGCUCCCCGACCUCUGGACUUGCCACAGAUCAGUUUCCCGGCCAUGGCCAGCACCCCCAAGUUCGAUUUGCAGUUCAAGGUGUCCCCAGCACCGGCUCCGGCCCCGGUUACCGCACCAGCUCCUUCUUCUCAGGAUCCUAGCAAGAGUUCGGCCAAGCCACUGUCCAACUUCAGAGACUUCCUAGUCCAAGCCAAACCUGCUCCGCCAUCGAGUGUGACUGAAAACGGCAAUGCCUCAUCCAACGCGAAGCCCACCAUCAGGCGGCAGUUCAGCUUUCCCAGCCCCACGCCGCUGGAGGAGGAUCAGAACUCCGUGGUCCGCCGCAGGAACAAUGUCAUCAAACUGAACCGCAAUUUCCACUUCCCAGCACCGGCUGGCCUCUCCGAGCCGGAGCAGGAGGACUCGUCGGAGGACUCCUCGUCGUCGGCGUCUUCGGAGGAGGAGGACGAGGUGGAGGAGAGUGCCCCGGCCAAGGCACCAGCAGCGCCUGCUAUCAAUGGAUUCGGCGAGCAGUUCAAGAAGUCCGCCUCCGAGUGGGAGUGCGAUCUCUGCAUGGUGCGGAACAAGUCUGAGGCCUCCAAGUGCGUGGCCUGCGAGUCGCCGAAGCCAGGCGCGAAGCCUGCGGCUGCCACAAUGCUGGCCGCGCCUUAUCCUGCAAUCGUUCCCAUCGCCAGCGGCUUUGGGGAGCGCUUCAAGAAGUCGGCUAGUGCCUGGGAGUGCGACGCCUGCAUGCUCUCCAACAAGCAGGAGGCCACCAAGUGCGUCGCCUGCGAAACGCCGCGAAAAACAGCCCGGCCUCCGCCGGCAAACCCAAACCCUCUGGUUCCGCUGUCUGGCUCCGGUUUCGGAGCCACCUUCAAGCCCAAGGCCAACACGUGGGAGUGCCAGACGUGCCUGGUGACGAACCAGUCCAGUGCGACGGAGUGCGUCGCCUGCCAGGCACCCAACCGGAAUGUCAACAACAGCCCCAAGAGCACCAGUAGCGAGGGCGCCGUCUCCAACUCGAGCUCCAACUCUAGCUCUAAUUCGUCAUCGUCGUCGUCAUCGGUUUCCUCCUCGACGCCGUCGGCCAUUAGCAUCAGCAGUGGCUCGAGCAACGGGGGCCCGACCUUGAAGUUCGGAGCAGCGGAGGCACCCAAGGCCGACGCAGGGUUCCAGCAGCUGGUGGCCAAGCAGAAGGCCCAGAACUGGGACUGCGACACGUGCAUGGCGCAGAACGACAUCUCUCGCGCGAAGUGCAUCUGCUGCGAGCAGGCACGACCCGGCUCCGCGACGUCGGCUGCUGCCAGCUCCUCGGCAUCGGCCGGGAGCAGCGCUGUGCCCAAGUUCAGCUUUGGCUUCGCCGCCGUCAAGGAAGUGCCCCAGUCGAAGCCCGCCGUUCUGCUGGCUCCAGCCGCAGCUGCUGCCCCUGCCCAGUUCAGCUUCGGGUUUGGCCAGAGCACUGCCGCGAAGGAUGUGGCCGAUGGCAAGAAGCUACAGGAACCAGCAGCGCCGGCCUUCUCGUUCGGCAUCGGCAAGGUGGAGCAGCCAAAGGCGGUCACCUUCAAGAUAGACAGCAAAGAGGCCCCUGCGCCUGCUACGGCACCUUUGGCAGCAGAGCCCAAUAAGGUCUCAGUUCCUGCUCCCGUGGCAGCAGCGGAUCCAUCUCCAGUUAGCCAGUUUGUAUUCAGAGCACCGACCACUUCAAAUGUCACCAGCACAGCCACGAGCAGCGCCGUCACCGCGACUCCGGCCCUGUUCAGCUUUGGAGCUCCGGCCGCCUCCUCCUCGGUUGUGUCCAGCUCCACCGGCACCACCGCUGCUCCCCCGGCCAAGCCGAGCUUCAGCUUCGGAUCGGGCGCCAUCUCGAGCGCCGCGAGCAGCACAACCAGCAGCACCACCAAGCCGGCGCUGAGCUUCGGAGGCUUCUCGAGUGCCGCCACAUCUGCCGCAACCUCAACCACGACUACCUUCAGUGCUAACCCGGCGCCAGUAGCCACGUCUGGGCCAAAGCCGGCGUCCACCUUCAGCGGCUUCGGAAGCGGAGCUCUAGCGGCGAAGCCAGCGACCGCCCCGGGCACCUUCUUCUUUGGCCAGGGUGCGGCGGCUCCCGCUGCUCCGGCCGCCUCGGUCCCGGCAGCAGUCACCACUAGCACCAGCAUCGGCCAGAUCUUUGGCAUUUCGGUGACCACCUCAACCAGCAGCGUAUCCAGCAGCGUCGUCAGCACCUCCAGCUCCCUCACCACCUCGAGUCCGAUGCUCUUCAACUUCGGGGGCGAGAAGAAGCCGGAGGCCCAACCGACCACCACCUCCAAGCCGUUCGUCUUCGGGUCCGGCACCACCACGACCUCGGUGGCGUCCACCUUCGCCAGCUGGCCCAGCAACGGAGCCACCACCAGCACGAACAGCAUUGCAGCCCCCAGCAGCGCCGUCUCCACGACGGCCACCUUCGGCAGCUCCAUGUUCGGGGCCCCGGCCACCAGCAGCUCGCCGUUCGGAUCGACGACCACCACGGCAGCCGCCACUCCGGCCGCUUCGUUCAGCCUGGGCGGCAACGGAUCGAUCCAUCCGGUGUUCGGGAACGUCGGCAACUCGCUGGCGAACCCGGGGGCUACUGCCACGCCCGCUGUCGCCGCGCCCGCCUCGGCCGCGUCGGCCCCGAUGGGCAACAUCUUUGGCAGCGCCAGCGCCACGCCCAUAGCGGCGGCGGCGCCGGUCUUCGGCAGCGGAGUGACCAGCAGCGGCUUCGGAGCGGCCGCCUCAGCAACCACAGGCACCUCAGCGCCGUCUGGCGCAAAGCUUGCAUUUAACUUCGGUGGAUCAGCGGCCCCCCCCAUUUUUAACAUUAAACGCAAAGUAGGAGCGACAAGGCCGCUAUUCAUGAACGCCGUCUGCCAGAGCGUGCAAGCCGAGAGGAGGGUGUUGGUCGCACAGAGCGGAGCCCCCUUCAACUUCGGAGUCAGCAGCGACGCACCGCCGAAGCCGACGUUCAACUUCACGGGAUCGGUGACGGCCUCCACCCCGCAGGCGAGCGCCUUCAACUUCUCGGCGAGCUCGGCGGCCUCCAACAUGGGCGGCGGCGACCAGGCCCCGCGGCGUGUCUUCCACUUUGGUGCUCCGCAGGCGGCGCCGCAGACAGGUCCGUUGGCGACUGGCGGCAAUGCAGCUGGAGGAUUGGGAGCACCGGCUGCAGGAAUGGGAGGAUUGGCCCAUGCCGCCUCCAGCGCCACCCCCUCCGUGGGCGGCGGAGCGGGCAUGUUUAACUUUGCCGGCGCAGUGCCGCAGAUGCAGAUGCAGUCGACGCCGAAUGCCAACGCACCGUUCCAAUUUAGCGCCGGUGCCACAGCGCCUGCCGCCAAUAUCUUUGCCUUCAAUCCGCCAGCAGCCGGGAAGCCUGCUCAGAACUCGCAGUCGCGUCGCAAGAUCCACACGACGAUGCGCCGGAACACGCCCCGGUAGAAAUGGCAUCGCAAUCGGCCGCCGAGAUAGCAACUGCGCCUGCAUGUGCUCCGGCAGCCGUUGGACCAGGAGAGGGGUCGGGAUCGGUAGCGGAAACGGAAACGGAAACUGAAACGGAAGCGGGAGUAAACCAAGUAGGAGUUACGGAAGGGCGGGAACCUAAACGGACGGAGGAAGUGAAAGCCAGGACUAUGGUUCAGAGACUUAGUGACCGGCUCAGUGAACGGAAGCAACAGCUUCAACUGGAGUUGCAGCAGCUGGUCCACCGUCGUCAGCAACUCGGCAACCUGGCCAAGUAUCGUUUUGUGAGAGCGGCGGCCGGUGGAUCGGAAGCGAAGGAGGCAAGGGACAAGGAGGCGGAAGCAUCGAGAGAGACGACAACUACUCCAGCGACGGAACCAGCAAACACAAUCCUUACCAGGCGAGCGGCGGCCCACACCAAGAACCUCAACAGUUUGACCGCACGCUCCAAACAAAACCUGAUGCUGAGCCGCUACAAGCUGGUGCGGCGCUCCAAGAGGAUCGAAAGCAAGCCGAACGCCGACCCCUAACCGAAACACCACAGCAGAACCGAGACUAGACACCGGAUAUGAAGACUUUAGCCGAAACCCUUCUGCCACCGAAUUCGUCAACCACAAACACUAGAGAGGAGGACACAAAGGAGGUGUGCCUGCCGGCGCACCCACACCGGAGAUAUCAUCGGGCCAAACGCAGCCCAGGAAGAGUGGAGAAGUGGAGCAGAGGGAGGAGGAAGUGUGAGCAAGGAUGUGGAGAAGCAGAAAGGACUAGGAGAUACAUAGCUAUACUUCGCGGUCCUGUUCUUCGAAGUCUUCACUUUAAUUCGAUAAGUUAUGCUUAAAAGAAAACUGUUGUUUUUGAACACGACUCGUGCGAGUGGCCCUCGCGGCUCGAGCCCUCUCCAGGUCGUGUCUAUAUUUAAUACGAAUAUAAUUUUUUUUAUUAA